GCGGUGGUAAGCAAGAUGGAUGUGCAGUGCAAGUGUCAUGGCGUAAGCGGCUCCUGUGAAAUGCGAACGUGUUGGCGUUCACUUCCGAGGUUCCGUGACGUUGGCACUCAUUUGCAGGAGCUUUUUCACUCUGCGGUCCAGGUAGAGUAUAUAAACAAACAUCUUGUACGUAAAUCAGCUCUAGCACAGUUCACUGAGCUUACAGGUGAAGCUGGGGCUGGAGGGGAGAUGAAUGCGGAUGCCUUGGACCCGGGAGCCGCAGUCAUUUCAAAAAAUAUGGCCGCCCGAUUUUUGCCCAACGAAAACGACUUGCUCUACUUUUCUCCCUCACCUAACUUCUGUCAUCAUAACCCGAACCAUGGAAGUUUGGGAACCUACGGACGUCAGUGCUCAGAGACAUCACACGGGAUGGACAGCUGUGAGUAUCUUUGUUGCGGCAGAGGUCAUCGUCGUCAAACAUUUAUGCAUGAAGAAAAAUGUGAAUGCAAAUUCUACUGGUGCUGUGAGGUUCGCUGUGAAACAUGUCGCAGCACAAAAGUAGUAUCCACUUGCAAUUGA
Protopolystoma xenopodis is the source of this 558-nucleotide messenger RNA. The record is from the annotation of a GenBank genome assembly. NCBI's taxonomy places the organism in Eukaryota, Metazoa, Platyhelminthes, Monogenea, Polystomatidea, Polystomatidae.